AUGCAAGGCGAAGACAUCACAACCGUCAAGAAUGAAAUUGAUCAUGGAGCGGGAGGAGUCUCUGCGUCGAGUACAAGGGACGUUGAUCUGACCCCACCCAAGAAGCGCAUCAAGUCUGGGGUGACGAGUCGGUCCAGCUCGACUGAGCCGACUACGCAUGCUCGAGAUGAUGGGCACAGCGGGACAGAUGCGGAAGUCUCGGCGAGGUCAGCGUUGAAGAGCAUAGAAGGCGCGAAUGACACGAAGAUGGAAGUCGAUGACACGGUUCCAGCACUGCAAGCAACGGUGGACUCGGUUCCGGAGGCCGUUGUCAAAGCAGAAUCCUCAUUACAAGGAAGAUCUCCAUCGACUUCGACAUCGGAACUGCUUCUCGAGCCUGAGCUUACAAGAACACCAUCUGCGGCAAAGAAGAAGAAGACUGGCACCGGCGCAUCGUCCAGCAGCACCAGCAAAAGCAAGAAGUCUUCCGGCUCCACCAAGAAAGAUACUUCCUCCGUGCACGCUCAAGCCUUCCACGACCCGCCAUCCAGUCGCAGUAGAAGCAAAGUAGAAGCUAUCUUACUGCCACUCUCCACUGUCGCACCGGAAGAGGACGAAGAAGUCGACAAUGCGCUGUAUUGUGUCUGCCAACGGCGGCAGGACGACGUCGAAGGAGGAAUGAUCAUGUGCGAUCGCUGCGACCAAUGGUACCACUAUCGCUGCAUGAAGAUCACCGAUGAUGACGUCGAGCUAGUGGAUCAAUUCAUCUGUCCGCCGUGUCAUCAAGUAACGGGGGAGCAGACGACGUACAAAACGGCAUGUGCGAGAAGCGGGUGCAGGAGGGCAGCCUUGACCCCCUUCAGCAAGUACUGUUCCGACCGAUGCGGUCUGCUGGCAGUGACGGGAAGGAUGGCGACGUUGAAGGUAGAAAAGAAUAAGCAGGCUGUGGCGGUGCUUGAGGCAGAUCAGAGGGUGACAGUGGCGAGGAAGACGGAGGCGUUCACGCACAAGACAGACAAGCACGAUGGUGAGUGGAGGAAGGCGAUGGCUGAGCAAGUUGGUGCGAGGUCAUCAGUGCAAAGAUUAGGAUUCGCAGAUGCUUUCGCUGCGAUGGUCCAAGCAGAAAAGGGAAUGGAUUUGCCGCCUGCGAAUGGCGUAGCCAACGGUGGAUCCACGCAUGGCAUCAACGGCGCGUCACCCUCGACAACCAUCACACCGUCGACAUCAAACGAAGCAUCAUCCGCUACGAGCCUUACCGACAUCAACGAGCAGCUCUGUCUCGUCACCAACCAGAUCCUUGUUGUCGAUCUCGAGAAAUCCCGUCUCAACGCCCGCCUCGAUCGCCUCGAUCUUCGCAGCACACUUCUCCACCUCGUUUCCGAUCGCGUCCCCACUCUCCCGCCGGUCGGCUCGUCCACAACCACCGCCACGACGCUCGACGUUGCCGACGAAGAGGAUGAAGAGAUGACCGAAGCUGCAAAACCGAAGAAGAAGAAGAAAAGCGGAUCCAAAUCCAAGUCCAAAUCAGCCGACACAUCUGGUGGUCCACGCUGCGGCUACGAUCAGCGUCUGCACUGGGACGACGCUGCCUUCGACGCGUGGGCGCACGCAACCUCGGGCUCGGCCAUCCUCUCCCACGAGACGCCGCUCGACGGAGUCCUCAACGAUGAAGUCGAUCCGACACCGCUGCCCAGAUGGAUCUGUGGCUCCGCCAAACGCAAAUGCAGAAGACACGUCGACUGGUCGAACCUGUGCGAAUUGGCGCUAGAUGCGGAAAAGGCGAGCCUGAAUGCCGAUUCAAGGGUUCUGACGCAGCGCAAGUUGAUGUUGGCCGAGACGAGCAAGCGGCUGGAGAUGGAGGCGGAGGUGGCGAAGCGUCUGACUGCGGAAGAUGAGACUCGGAAGAAGAGGAGGGAGGAGGAGAGGGAUAGAGACGUGGCCAUGCGCAUGGCAAAUGAGGGCACCAGAAGGGGUGUUUUGACGUGA
Messenger RNA from Pseudozyma hubeiensis SY62, 1965 nucleotides. RefSeq lists its product as hypothetical. The record is from RefSeq and is a predicted model, not a curated record. The transcript has a single exon. Gene Ontology annotation, biological process: positive regulation of DNA-templated transcription. Gene Ontology annotation, cellular component: Set1C/COMPASS complex. Bases 1 to 1965 code for a protein of 654 amino acids. NCBI's taxonomy places the organism in Eukaryota, Fungi, Basidiomycota, Ustilaginomycetes, Ustilaginales, Ustilaginaceae.